AGACAGAGAGACAGAGACAGGAAGAGAGGCUGCUGUUGCUUUUGGUUUUCUGAGGCAGGCAGCACUGUGUAUGCAUGUGUGUGAGUGUGCACGCACGUGUCUGUGUCUCUUGUUUUCUUGCCUUCUCUCUCGGAGGGAGGCCAGGCCCCCGCUGGAUAAUAAAAGGACUCAGAGGAGGGCAGAGCAAGGCCGGUGCACGGCAGGACAGACAGACAGGGCAGUGUGUGGGCAAAAGAGAGGAGGAAGGAAGGGAAGGGAAACAGAGGUGAGGGGUGUCGGGGCGGGAGCGGGGGGCGGUGGAGGAAGCCGCAGCUGUGGAGUUUGGAGCAAGUAUAAAUAGCCGCCUGGACACGGCGCUCGGCCGAGCAGGGUCUGCAGCCGCGGCUCUGCGGGCAGGCCUGUCCACGCUCGGCCACACAGCACAUCCCGGGCACGGAGGGGGCGCUGGCAGGCAGAGUCCCUGGGGGCUCUGACCAGACACCCCUCGCCAUCGCCACAUCUCUGGAUGCCCUCCUGGCCAGCCAUGCUGCUGGGCAGCCUCCUCCUUAUGGUGGCCACCGUGACUGCAGCCCAGCGGAGAGGGCAGGAGGCGGGCGGGCGCCGGCGGGCGCACCGCGUCCAGCACGGCCAGUGCAGCUACACCUUCGUGCUGCCUGAGCCCUGCGCGUCCGAGCCUGAGGCCUUCGGGGGCUCCAACAGCCUCCAGAGGGACUCGCCGGCCGCCGCCACACUGAACCUCGGGGACUGGUCAGCCCAGCGGGUGCGGCAGCUGGAGAAGAUGCUGGAGAACAACACGCAGUGGCUGCAGAAGCUAGAAAGGUACAUCCAGAUGAGCUUGAGGUCGGAGCUGGCGCAGGCCCAGCGGCACAUGGUCCAGAACCAGACGGCCACCAUGCUGGAGCUGGGCACCAGCCUCCUCAACCAGACCACCGCCCAGACCCGCAAGCUGACCAGCGUGGAGGCUCAGGUCCUGAACCAGACAUCACGAAUGGAGAUCCAGCUGCUGGAGACCUCACUGUCCACCAACAAGCUGGAGAAGCAGCUGCUGCUGCAGGGCCACGAGCUCCACCGGCUGCAGGGCCAAAACAGCGCCCUGGAGACGCGGGUGCAGGCCCUGGAGACGCAGCAGCAGGCGGAGCUGGCCAGCCUCCGCGGCGAGAAGGAGCGGCUGCGGCGCCUGCUGGGCCGCCAGAGCGGCGCCCUCGCCGGCCUCGAGCGCAGCCUGCGCGCCGCCAGCAGCAACUCCAGUCUCCUGCAGCGCCAGCAACGCCAGCUGCUGGAGUCGGUGCAGCGCCUGGUGCGCGUCGUGGCCCAGGGCCCGGCCUCCCUGAGGGCAGCCGAGCAGGUGUUCCAGGACUGUGCAGAGAUCCAGCGCUUCGGGGCCAAUGCCAGUGGCGUCUACACCAUCCACGUGGCCAAUGUGACGGAGCCCAGGAAGGUGUUCUGUGACAUGGAGGCUAAUGGAGGCGGGUGGACCCUCAUCCAGCGCCGCGAGAAUGGCAGCGUGAAUUUCCAGCGGAACUGGAAGGAUUACAAACAGGGCUUCGGUGACCCGGCUGGGGAGCACUGGCUGGGAAAUGAAGUGGUGCACCAGCUCACCAGCAGGGCAGCCUACUCUCUGCGCGUGGAGCUGCAAGACUGGGAAGGCAACGAGGCCUACGCCCAGUAUGACCACUUCCAGCUGGGCAGUGAGGGGCAGCUGUACAGGCUUUCUCUGAGUGGAUACAGCGGCUCAGCAGGGCGCCAGAGCAGCCUGGUCCUGCAAGGCACCAACUUCAGCACCCGCGACGCCGACAAUGACAACUGUCUCUGCAAGUGCGCCCAGAUGCUAUCUGGAGGUGUGUGCAAGGGUGGUGGUUUGACGCCUGCGGCCUCUCCAACCUCAACGGCGUCUACUACCCAGCCCGCCACCACGCGCGCAAGCUCAACGGCAUCCGCUGGCACUACUUCCAGGGCCCCAGCUACUCGCUGCGCGCCACGCGCAUGAUGCUGCGUCCCGCGGCCGUCUAACCAGCAGCCGCGCCUGGAGGCUGGACCGCAGGAGGAGCCGUGGCUCGGGGUCCCCUGGACGAGCGGGACCCAAACACAGACCACAGUGCUGGGGCCUUGUCCUGGACCUCCUGGGUCUCCCCAGCCAGCCCUCGUCGCCCCCCGAGUCCAGAAGAGUCCGCCGCCUCCCAGUUCCCCUCAAGUUAUGAAACGAUGGCCUUUGGGGGAUCCUGCCUCUGCAGCAUCCUUCUUUCCUCUUCCCUCCUGUCUCCGGCAGGGGCCGCCUGCUCCUGAGGUCACAGUACCCUGAAUGAGCUGAGAACAGGCUUAAGUUGGCUCCUCAAAGGAAUACCUGACUGACGGUGGGAUUUCAGAUGCGAAGGUAUAUACAGGCAGGAAACGGCCCAGAUCGAGGCCCAGAUUCCGUCCCUGGGGCCGGUGGGAAGGCCAUCUCCUGCUCCAGGCUUUCUCAGCCUUGAAAUGUCCUUGAACCUCUGUUCAAGGCUGAAAAGGCUGUGUCCACCGCAUAGUGGAAUCAUUAUUUCCACCCCACGCUGUCCACCCCUCUGAGGCCCUGGCAUCUGGAGCUCAGACCUGGUCUCUCAGGGGCUGCAGGAGCUCUAAGGGGGUUCCUUUAGCCCUAGCAUGUCCUAGAACGUGUUCCAGAGAGAAUAACUCCAGCUCUGCUCUAAAAGCACUUAGGGUCAAGUGAGAGAGGGAAACACCAGGUUAGAUCAGUGUGAACAGGCAUUUUUAUCUGCAGAACUUGUCAGAGCCUUUAAUGUGGCCAUGUGCCUUGUGACUGCCCGUGAAAGAGUUAGAGUGGGCAGCCUUCUCCAAAUGUGCUUGUUUGAAAAAUGGGUCCUGUUUAUCCCAGAGCAUCUCUUGGGGCUGUGGAUGCCCCUGGAAAAAGCUGGUCCCUGCGCAUCAUGAGGAGGAGCCCCAGGGCCCCAUUCCUCACCCCUAUCUGUACUCACCCCCUCUGGCUACAAGGACCACAGUUACGGUCUCACAGCCUCUGAAAACCACUGGAAGGGAGCUUUGGGUUAGAGCAGACGCACGCUGCCCCUGAAGAAGGGUCUGGGACUAAGCUCCCUGUCUGCGCUGUGGACCGGGGUCCUUCUAGGCUCCUUCUGGGCCUGGGGCUGCCCCCUGGCACUCCCUGUAACCCCAGCUCACCCUCGCUCGAGUUCAGGCACUACUGGGGACUGUCCCCUCUGCCUUGUGCAGAGCACCACUCGCGGUCUGGAUCCUUCCUGCCUCCCAGCCGGAACCCCCAGCCCCUCCUCCUGCCCUGUCCAGCAGGGAUGCUGCAGCUGGGGGUCCACUGGAGGGAGGAGUGUGGGAGAGACUGGGCCUCUGCCUGAGCUGGGGCUCCUCCUGAGCUGCUCUCAGAGGACGAGGUCAGAGAGGGCCACCGCCAUCCACCCGGCUUCACUGUGUCACCCUCCUCUGUCCUGAUGAGGCCACCACGGUCCUGUCAUCUUCAGCCAACACCUGGGCCCUGCCAGGACCGACCUGCCCUGCCGCUAGGAUGCACCUGUGUCUUCAGCAGGUUUUCUCCCGGGUGAGGCUGGGGUGGUGGGAAUAGGGCACCUUCGUCCCACCUGGCUCUGCCCCCAAGUCCCAGCUCAGACAGUGCCCCCAGUAAACCCGGCACGGACUAAGGCUGACUUCCGUCGGGAGAACUGAAGGAUGUGGUUGCUAAUGGUGGCAUCUCAGGCAGGAGGGGAAAGUACAUAGGGGUGGGUUGCGGCCCAGAAGGCUCACCCGGCCUUAUACAGCGUUUGCCGCAGGCCUUUAGGUAGCGCCUGCUGUGUGCAGUGUGGCACGUGGAGCCUUGCAGCCGGACAGACCUGCUCCAGCUCUUGGACUCGAGGCCAGUGGCUCAGCCUCUCAGGGCCUCAGUUGUCCCAUCUGUGAAGUGGAGAUAAUGAUACUCCCUCCUCGCUGGGCUGUGGCAAGGAGGAAAUGAGACCCAUAUGUCAGCUUCCUAACACGGCCUGGUGUGAAGCAGGUGCCUAAUAAAUGUUAGUUCCCAGAGAGGUGAGUGGGGUGCAUGCCACCCCUUCUCCUGGGCCCAGGUGGGUAAGCAUUUAUUUUUGCAUCCCCAGCACUUAUUUUUGCCCAGCAGGGUUUAUAGGCUGGCUGUGUGCUGGAGAGGAGGUGAGGGCAAAGCUGUGAGCCCCAGGGACAGACUGCUCUGCAUGCGGUGAAGGCCCGAAUCCCUGAUGGCACUCCAGUUUCCUAAAAAAGGCUAAGAAGCUGAUUUGGGUCACCCCCAGACACCUGUUCUUAAAUAGUCCUCCUUCCUUCUUAUUUUCCAUCUACGCCAGGACUCUCCAGCACAAGGAAUAGAAACUAUCCUAAGGAGUGGAUUGCCUCACAUAGUGGGAGGUCUAGGGCCAGAUUCAGGCAUGGUUAGAUCCAGGGGCUCAAAUGAUGUCCCUCUCGGCCCCGCCACCUGCUAUGCUGACUUCAUUCUCAGUCAUGUUCUCUCCUGACAAGACGGCCCCACCAGCCCCAGGCUCAUGUCCUCCCAGCUGAGCAUCCCUAAGACAGAGAGGUCCUCUGUCCCAGUGGCUCUAGCAAAGGCCUGGUUCUCUCCAGCCAGGACGGUCCUGUGCCCAUCCCUGCACUUACCACUGUGAUUCUCAUUGACCUGACCUGGGUCACGUGAUCAUGCCUGGAACCAGGGGUUGGGGUCAGUCCCACCCAAGUCAUGUCGACUAGCAGUGGGGAAACUGAGGUGCUCUUUCAGGAAGCAGUGAUGCUGGGCAGGCAAGAACCGUCAUCCCUUUCUCCUUCCAUCUCUCUGACUCCCAUCUCUCUUCUCUCCAUCUCUGCCCCCGCUCACACCCUCCCUGGCCCCAGGCUCCGGCUCGUCCCCAGGUUACCCCCGACUAUUAGGGGCACAGCUGUGUCCUGCCCAGAGACAUGAGACCCUGGUUCCUCGUUCACAGUCCUGGCUCUGCCCCUGGGGCAGAGCCCCUGGCUCUCUCGGAGCCUCCGUUUCCCAGCUGUGCAGUAAGGACGGAGCAACUGCACAGCUCUAAAAGCCCACUGACAGUGACACUGACUCACAGGGGCUGCAGACAAGACCAGCUGGAGGCCCCCCAGUGGACAAGGCCCUGUGGGGACAUAGCUCAUGUGGCCUGGGCCCUGGCCUUGGCAGGGUGUCCUGGGGGCCGCUGCUCAUAAGAACUGGCUUCUGAGGUAUCUGCAUCUGCUGGUUCCUGCAGAAUCCUUGUCACCUCUCUACGUCAGACCAGUGUUCUCCCCAUUCUAGAGAUGAAGAAAUUAGAGCUCAGAGAGGGAAAGGGUUUUCUCCAAGACAGCACAGCCAAUUACCUCCUCCAGUGCGUUUACAUCUAUGAGCUGCCUCCCUCAUCCAGAGCUCUCUGGAGGCAUCUUGGCACCAACCACAGAAAUGCUGGGCUGGUGUCCUCUCCACCCAUAUCAAGGGCUGAAGAACAUUCUGGAAAGCUCUCUUUCUCUGGAGAAAGACCAGUCUGUCUUUCUCAUUGGCACCUGGAAGGUCUUGAUGGAGCCAGAUGGGCAGAACACGUUGUUCCCAAGAUCUCUGCAUGUUCCCAGCGAAAACGAUUUCCACCAGGGGAGAGAGCUCCCUGUGCACACUCCAGGGAUGACAUCCAGGGGCGAGGUAGAAGGCAGGCCCUGGCAAGGGGUGGGGGAGCAGCCAGCAUCAGGGGGGUUUGUCUCUUUGGCUGGAGCAUUUAACCCCUUUCUCCAGAUUUUCUUCCCCCUCGGAGUCUGUGUGAGCCUUCGCCUCUCCCAUUUAAAGAUGCUUCAGAAAGCUAACAGCGUUGCCUUGGCAACACCAGCAUCAGCAUCCUUUGACGGAGCAGCCCUUCAGGGAAUGGAGUCUGGUCCAGGCCACAUCCAGCAUAAGGGCGUUACUUUCUUGUGUUACAUUAACAUGGGCUUGCGUAGCUGAGGUUCUCGUGUGUGGGGCACACAGCGUUUAGCGUCCAACACAUUCCUGCCCUGCCCUGUGAGACCUCUCUGAGCCUCUUUCCGCAUCUGCACAACGGGGAGACUGGAAUCCAGUUCACGGGGAAGUGAUGUGAGUUCAGUGUGAGGGUGGACAUCCAGGCCUGGUUCAUUCAUUCAUGCGUUUAUUCAUUUAUGCAUGCAUUCAUUCAUUCACAUAGCAAGUGUGUAUUGAGGACCUGCCUGUACCAAGGCCUGGCUGGGUGAUGGGGAUGGAGCAGUGACUAAGACAGACAUCCACAGUGCUGUACUCAUAGAGCUUAACUGGCUAGAGGGAGAGAUUGGCCAAAACCGCAUUUUUUUCAAAAUUUGAAAAACUAACAAUAUAUUGUAAAUGAAGAAAAUAAACAGGAGGUAGAGAUAAGAGAUUGGAGAGAGUCCACCUUAGGGGGAUCAGGGACAGCCUCUCUGAGGAGGUGAUACUUAAAUGGAGGAUGAACAAGGUGAGAAAGAGGCAGCCAGGUGGAGAGCUGUGGGAGGAGUAGGCCCAUAGAUGGGGCAGCAUGUGCAAAGGCCCUGAGGUGGUCACAAGGAGCUCCCAGGAGGCCAGAGUGGCUGGAGCACAGCAAGUGGGGGAGAGUGCUGGAGAAUGUGCUCUCUGAGCACCUACAUCACAGACGGAAUCCCCACCCCAAGGCCCGCCAAGGACUGGACCCAGCCGCCUCUCUGUGUGGAGCUUCCCCUCUCUAGACCUGUUUCCCAGUCUGUAAAAUACAGGAGAGGGAUCACCUU
Messenger RNA from Equus caballus (horse), 6735 nucleotides. RefSeq names its product angiopoietin 4 (gene ANGPT4). Lineage: Eukaryota; Metazoa; Chordata; Mammalia; Perissodactyla; Equidae. The record is from RefSeq and is a predicted model, not a curated record. Gene Ontology annotation, biological process: signal transduction. Gene Ontology annotation, molecular function: receptor tyrosine kinase binding.